Messenger RNA from Ceratotherium simum simum (southern white rhinoceros), 1418 nucleotides. RefSeq names its product ssu-2 homolog (gene SSUH2). Lineage: Eukaryota; Metazoa; Chordata; Mammalia; Perissodactyla; Rhinocerotidae. The record is from RefSeq and is a predicted model, not a curated record.
CUCCUCGUUUGGACGUCUGGACCAUGGACAGGGAUCUGAGUGACGAGGACAGUGUGGUGGACCUGAGCUUCGAGGCCGAGAGCCCUCUGGCGCCCCCAGCUGAACUCCUGGAGAGGCUGCCCAGCUAUGACUGGCUUCUUCAAGGGGGUGGACGGCAGAUAUUCUUCCCCUCUUUGGAGGCCCCAGCGAGACCCCAGGAGCAAAUGUGCUGGUCCUCGUUCCUGGAGCACAGAGUCCCCGUGCUGACGGAGGAGGUGGCGCGGGAAGCCCUUCUCAGCUUCGUGAACUCCAAAUGCUGCUACGGCAGCGCGGCCGCCGGCCACCUCAUCAUCCAGGAGCUGAAGCCGAAGACCCUCUACAGGUAUCGACUAGAGACCUUCAGCGAGUCCAGGAUGAGUGAAUGGACAUUUCAGCCCUUUACUAACCACUCGGUAGAUGGGCCACAGAGAGGGACCUCCCCCAGGCUUUGGGACAUCAAGGUCCAGGUUCCCCCAAUGUUUCAGGAAGACACCAGGAAGUUCCAAGUCCCUCACUCGUCGCUGGUCAAGGAAUGCCACAAAUGCCGUGGGCGUGGGCGCUACAAGUGCAGUGGCUGCCACGGGGCCGGCACGGUGAGGUGCCGCUCCUGCAGCGGAGCCAAGCGCAAAGCCAGGCAGCCCCGGAGGUGUCCGCUGUGCACGGGGGCUGGCAGGCGGAGAUGCAGCACGUGCUUGGGGCGGGGGAGCAGGACCUGUGCCACCUGCAAGGGAGAGAAGAAGCUGCUGCACUUCGUCCAGCUGGUCAUCAGGUGGAAGAACAGCCUGUUCGAGUUUGUGUCUGAGCAGCAGCUGAACUGCCCUAGGGAGCUCCUUGCUAAAGCCAAAGGGGAAAACGUCUUUAAGGAUGAAAACACGAUGGUGUACCCCAUCGUGGACUUCCCGCUGCGGGAGAUCUGUCUGGCCUCCUGGCGGGGCAUCACCGAACACAGCGCAGCCCUGGCGUCCCGAGCGCGAGUCCUGCAGCAGCGCCAGACCAUUGAGCUGAUCCCCCUCACAGAAGUCCAUUACUGGUACCAAGGGAAGACUUCUGUCUACUACAUCUAUGGCACCGACCACAGGGUGUAUGUGGUAGACUACCCUGAGCGGUACUGCUGUGGCUGCACCAUCAUCUGACAUGGCACAGCUGUCCCCAGGGCCCGUCACUCAUUCGCCAAGGAGGACAACCAAGGGUUGUCCUCUGAGUUCACUAAUUGUUGGCUGCAAUGGAUAAUCGCAUACCAACCCUGGGAUGUCCUUCCAGAGAAUUCAGCUUAUUGUCUGUCAAGCCACAAGUCUCUCCGGAGCCCCUCUGGUGAAAUCCGUCAUGCGUUUAACCCAAGAAUUCAUCUACGCACAUUCCAUUAGGACAAAUAAUUUAAAUGGCGGGGCUUUGCCCCUGGC